Messenger RNA from Ascochyta rabiei, 1806 nucleotides. Its product is annotated as Catalase. The record is from RefSeq and is a predicted model, not a curated record. Gene Ontology annotation, molecular function: catalase activity; heme binding. Gene Ontology annotation, biological process: response to hydrogen peroxide; hydrogen peroxide catabolic process. Lineage: Eukaryota; Fungi; Ascomycota; Dothideomycetes; Pleosporales; Didymellaceae. Gene Ontology annotation, cellular component: mitochondrion; cytoplasm; peroxisome. Bases 1 to 1806 code for a protein of 601 amino acids. The transcript is spliced from 6 exons.
AUGGAAAUCUCAUCCAACCUGCCUCAGAAGCUCACAGCAGCCAUGGCACCUUCAAGCACCAGCGCCAACACCAACCAAAAUGAUCCCUUGCAGCACCCUCUGCAGGCCACAGCUAUGGCUAUCCAAGGUGCCGUCCAGGGUGAAGGUCGUGCCCCUCGCAUGAGCCACAUGGCCAGCGCCAACGAAGGCCCUGCGGACAUCAUUGCUAAGGUUUCUGGAGCCGUUCAGGGCGGAAAGCGUGAGGAUGAUGGUGCUUACUUCACCAACAAUGAGGGCAUCCCCUUCCCUGAUCCAGCACACAGCAAGACAAUAGGCGGGAUUCCCGUUGCCAGCGACGUCUUCCUCUUUCAAAAGCAGCAACACUUCAACCGUUCCAAGCAGCUGGAGCGCAUGGUGCACCCAUGUGGAUCUGGGGCCUUUGGGUACUUUGAAUGCACAAAGGACGUUACUUCUCUCACAAAAGCCGACUUCCUGUCCAGUGUCGGCGAGAAGACGCCGAUCUUUAUUCGGUUUUCCACUGUCACACCUGGACGCGAGUUUCCUGAUGAGGCCCGUAACCCGCGUGGAUUUGCCAUCAAGUUCUAUACCGGAGAGGGUAAUUACGAUGUGGUUGGCCUGAACUUCCCCAUCUUCUUCUGCCGAGACCCCAUUCAGGGCCCCGAUGUCAUCCGAUCGCAGUACCGCAACCCCAAAAACUUUCUGUUCGACUAUGACGGUAUCUUCGACUUGCUUGGCUGCACUCCUGAGGGCAACCAUGCUGGUCUAAUGUUCUUCAGUGAUCAUGGUACCCCCAAGGGAUGGCGCUUCAAUCACGGUUACGGUUGCCACACCUUCAAGUGGGUCAAUGCUGAGGGCAAGUUCGUCUACAUCAAGUACCACUUCAUUGCCAAGCACGGCCAGAAGCAGUUCACACAGGAGCAGGCUACACAGAUGUGUGGUGAAGACCCUGACUAUUCCAAGCGCGAUCUGUGGGAGACUAUCGAGAACGGCGAGGAGGUUGAGUGGACCGCCAAGAUCCAGGUCAUGGAACCAGAGGACGCUGAUCCAGACAAGCUUGGCUUCGACCCCUUCGAUGUCACCAAGGUCUGGCCUAGGUCGCAGUUCCCCAUGCAGGAGUUUGGUCGUCUUGUGCUGAACAAAAACCCGGAGAACUUCCAUCGCGACGUCGAGUCAGCCGCCUUCUCCCCCGGCAGCAUGGUCCCCGGCAUCGAGGACUCGCCCGAUCCCCUUCUACAGUUCCGCAUGUUUUUCUACCGCGAUGCCCAGUACCACCGCAUCGGCGUGAACCUGCACCAGGUGCCUGUCAACUGCCCUUUCAUGGCCAAGUCCUAUGCCACACUAAACUUUGACGGGACUAUGCGUAUUGACGCCAACCACGCCGGCAACAAGCAAUACGCGCCCAACAGCUUUGCACAUAAGUUUAGGCCAGACGUCGCUGAGGCACCAUACCAGGUAUCUGACAACGUCAUGAGCCGCAAGAGCCACUACUGGCACGAGGGCAAGAAGAGCGACUACGCGCAAGCAACCGAGCUCUGGACCCGCGUCAUGACCGAGGAGCAGCGCAAGAACACGAUCAAGAACACAGGCAACAUGCUAAAGUUUAAAAAGUACCUCGCUCAGGUACACAACAUUGCCCCCGACUACGCGCAGGGCAUCUACGACUUCCUCCCCAAGAAAGAAUUCGCCUUCUCCGAGGUGGAAGAGCUCGCGGUCGACGCGCAUCUGUGGUACAAGGAGAAGAAGUUCCAGCCCAGCAACGGCGAGAAGCUGGUUGGGUAUGCACCUCCGAUGCCUAUCUACAACUAG